AAAAAAAAAAAAAAAAAAAAAAACCCCACCAUCACCAAACCAGCAGCGUACUAGCUCUCAUUUUUCUUUUAUCAUAAACCUAAAGUCAGCUACUCUGCAUUCACCCAUUCCUCUGCUUCAAUGGAGGAUGUUAAAAUCAAAAGCAAAACGCUGCAUAUCUGAGUUUCCGAGUUUUGUUUGGUAUGGCGUCAAUGGAGGUUAGGGUGGUGGUGCAGCCAAUGAGCCCAAAGUCCCCACCUGGGAGCUUGGAUUUGUAUGGGAAAAGACGACAAUGGGUGAAGCUUCAGGUUCUCGAGAGAGAAAUUGCGUUGCUUCAGGAAGAGUUAAAGUCAAUUGAAGGGCUUCAACCGGCUUCCAGAUCCUGCAAAGAACUUGACAACUUCAUUGGAGCGAAACCAGAUCCUUUUAUUCUCAUAACACAAGAGAUUCCGAAAUCGAAACCUAUCUGCAAAACUCUCUGGGCGAGAAUUUGUUUGAAAUUCGGAAGGAUCUGCUGCUUUAGCUGUUCCCAGUGUAAAGUAGAAAUGUGCAACUGGUGUUUACCAUUGAACUCGAAAUGCUGGUGCUGCUGCAAAUGGACAAGUGUGUCUUGCCCCCAUUGUGGCUGCUGCUGUUUGAAAUCAGUGUUUAGAAAAUGUACAGAGGUGAAUUGUGGGAAAAACUGUUGUAAACCAUGUUGUCUAUAAUCUUAGCUUCAUUAGUUACAGUAUUUUCUUAA
Carica papaya (papaya) is the source of this 718-nucleotide messenger RNA. RefSeq names its product cation/calcium exchanger 4-like. The record is from RefSeq and is a predicted model, not a curated record. NCBI's taxonomy places the organism in Eukaryota, Viridiplantae, Streptophyta, Magnoliopsida, Brassicales, Caricaceae. Gene Ontology annotation, biological process: transmembrane transport; monoatomic cation transport. Gene Ontology annotation, cellular component: membrane. Gene Ontology annotation, molecular function: monoatomic cation transmembrane transporter activity.